AUGACUUCCAUCUUCCGAAACUUCCUGGAAGCCAUCCUACCAGCCUGGCUCACCAACACCACAAGUCUUUCCCAUCCCCCUAACACCGAUGACAACAACGAUACCAACAUGUACCACCCCUCCUCCGCCCGCGAAGUCUACCACGUAGCCUUCCUGCUCCGUCAAAUCCUCGUCGCAGACCUAAUCCCCAUCAUCCUCGACUUCGCUGAAUACUGGCCCAGAACCACCUACUCCUGCCAAGAAUCAAAGACCUACGUGCAACACACAGCUGGACGACCAUACCUCAGCGCCGUCCUCAGCAAUGCGGUGUGCGGACCGCGAAUGAUACGCAAGAUCGAGAUCCACGUCACGAGCCACGAUCAGGGUUGGAGUAGUUUUCCGCAGGAUCAUGGGACGUAUAAUGGGAGUUGGACGUGGUUUGAGGCCGAGGUACGCUCGGCAGGAAGUGUGGGUGAGGAUGAGGAUGAGCAUUGUGUGAAAAAAGAGUUGUGCAGGAAUGUGCAUGCCGAUGCUACGGAUAAAACGCAUACAACUACGUGGAGAUACGACGCUGAGGAUGAUGGAGAGAGAGAUUUGGUUCGGUCUCUGGGGCCUGGGAGUUCGAUUUCGGUGGUUCCUUGGGCUAGGUUCCCGGGCUGGCAGAAUUAUGUUACAUGUGCCAGUGUGGAUGUCUACGCUGUUGCUGUUAGGAAGUUAUGA
Messenger RNA from Endocarpon pusillum Z07020, 699 nucleotides. RefSeq lists its product as uncharacterized. The record is from RefSeq and is a predicted model, not a curated record. The transcript has a single exon. NCBI's taxonomy places the organism in Eukaryota, Fungi, Ascomycota, Eurotiomycetes, Verrucariales, Verrucariaceae. Bases 1 to 699 code for a protein of 232 amino acids.